Molecule: messenger RNA, 462 nt
Organism: Quercus robur (English oak)
Lineage: Eukaryota; Viridiplantae; Streptophyta; Magnoliopsida; Fagales; Fagaceae
Exons: 1
Coding region: 1-462 (153 amino acids)
Source: RefSeq, a predicted model, not a curated record
AUGUCGUCGGCAGAGCGAGCCUCGCCUGCAGAAACCGACGAAAUGAACGAGUCAUUCUUCGCCAAAAGAGGCUGCUGUUCAUGGAUUCCGUGCGUGGGACGAUCAGAGCGAGCCUCCUCCGCCGUCGGAUCGUCGUGGUGGGAGCGCAUACGGACGGCGGAGAUGAACGACGACGACAAGUGGUGGGUCCGGAGUUGGAGAAACUUCCGGGAGUGGUCCGAGAUCGUCGCCGGCCCGAAGUGGAAGACCUUCAUUCGCCGGUUCAACAAGAACCGGUUCAACAGGACGAAAUUCCAAUACGACCCCUUGAGUUACGCGCUGAAUUUCGACGAGGGUCCGGGGCAGAACGGUCAUUUGGAUGAGGAUUACUUGGGCCGCGAUUUCUCGUGCCGUUUCGCUUCCAUUCCGGCCUCCGCUAAAUCGUCUAUGGAUUUCGGAAAAGACGCGCCGGUAUUCAAGUGA